AUGGAUUGGAAGAUGGUUGAUGAAUCUUCAGUGGUGCCUGUAGAGUUAGGAAAUUUGGAAAAGAAGAGCGUAGAAGUGGAACAACCACCUAAACUGAAGCAUGUUAGUGAUGUAGAGCAAGGGAUAAGAAAGGAGGAUCUUAUGAUGAAGAAAAGAGCAGUGAGCUAUGAACCAGUGGAUAAUCUCCAUCAUUGUAGUGCUAUUUAUAUAAUUUCCUUAGUAAAGAAGAAGGCAGAACCAGGAGCGUUCACUAUUCCUUAUACGAUUGGAUCUCUAGAAUUUUCUAAGGCCUUAUGUGAUCUGGGAGAGAGCAUUAAUCUGAUGCCGCUAGCUAUUUAUAAAAAGUUAGGUUUAGGAGAUCCCACACCCAGCAACAUGAGACUAGUUAUGGUGGACAGGUCUGUGAAAAUGCCAAUCGGUAUGCUACAUGAUGUACUUGUAAAGGUGGCUGAUUUUAUAUUCCCUGCUAACUUGGUGAUCCUUGGUUGCGAAGUAAACUUCAAAGUUCCCAUAAUUUUAGGCAGACCGUUCUUAGCAACUGGGACAGUGUUAGUUAACAUGGAGCUGAAUAAGUUAAAGUUUAGUCUCAACGGGAAAGAAAUUAGUUUUGAAGUACAUCAAUCCAUGAAAUAG
Capsicum annuum is the source of this 633-nucleotide messenger RNA. RefSeq lists its product as uncharacterized. The transcript has 2 exons. Bases 1 to 633 code for a protein of 210 amino acids. Lineage: Eukaryota; Viridiplantae; Streptophyta; Magnoliopsida; Solanales; Solanaceae. The record is from RefSeq and is a predicted model, not a curated record.